This is a messenger RNA of Girardinichthys multiradiatus, 1920 nucleotides long. RefSeq names its product asparagine synthetase domain containing 1 (gene asnsd1). The transcript is spliced from 3 exons. NCBI's taxonomy places the organism in Eukaryota, Metazoa, Chordata, Actinopteri, Cyprinodontiformes, Goodeidae. The record is from RefSeq and is a predicted model, not a curated record. Gene Ontology annotation, molecular function: asparagine synthase (glutamine-hydrolyzing) activity. The coding region runs from base 1 to 1830 and encodes 609 amino acids.
AUGUGUGGCAUCUUUUGCCUGUUGAGUCUGUCUGCAGCUCAGUCCAAGCAGGACAAAACAAUCUGGGAACAUCUGCGGAGAAGAGGACCCGACUCGAGCCGGGACGUCACGGUUACAGGGACAGACUCUGGUUAUCGGUGCUCAUUCUCCGCCCAUGUUCUUCACAUGAGGGGCCUCCUCACCCCUCAGCCACUUCAGGACGGCGCUGGGAACGUCCUGAUGUGGAACGGGGAGAUCUUCGGAGGCCUGCCUGUGAAUCCUGAGGAGAACGACACCACUGCUGUCUCUCAGAUGCUGGAGUCCUGCAGAACACCUUCAGAGAUCCUCUCGGGCCUAUCGGCCAUCCGCGGGCCGUGGGCGUUUGUUUAUCACCAGAGGGUUGAAGACUUCCUCUGGUUCGGGAGGGACUUCUUCGGCCGACGGAGCUUGCUGUGGAAGUGCGCCUCGGAAACGUUGACUCUGACAUCGGUGGCAGCUCGGGCGUCGGGGCCCGAUCUCUGGAACUGGACAGAAGUCCCAGCAGCUGGUGUGUUCAGGGUUGAUCUGAAGGAGUUUGCACGAACUGGUUCUGUUUCACUGGAGAUGUUUCCGUGGGAUCAUGCCGGUAAUCCCACAACCAGUUUGGAAUCUUUUCCCAGUGACUGCAGGAUUGUACCAAACCAAGCUGGUCUCAUUCUCUCUUCCCCAGUUUGUCCUUUAAAUGUGUCACUUCCUGCUUCAGUAAGUAAAACAGAACUGCACCCAGAAUCCCGUUUAUCUGUUGGGGACCUGGAGAAGCUGCUGGCGGGAAGAGAGCGACCGGAUCAGGUGAGGCAUCUGAUCCAAGUCCUCAGUGAGGCUGUGAAGAGACGAGUUCAGUCUCUGCCUUUCAGACCACAAGAACUCUCUUCUUCUCCCAACGAUUCUGCAAGUGUUGCUGUACUUUUUUCAGGAGGGAUCGAUUCGAUGAUCCUGGCCGCUUUAGCGGACCGCCACAUUCCCAGUCAUCAGCCGAUAGAUCUGCUUAACGUUGCCUUCAAACUCCAGGAGCCAAAAAAACACAGCAGCUCUGCAAAGAAACUCGGGAACCACAAAAAGGAUUCCCUGGACUCCAGGAGCGACCCGACAGGUUCCCAAACAUUCGGCCCCUUCGACGUUCCGGACAGACUCACGGGAAGAGCCGGGCUGGAGGAAUUGCAGCGCUUGAAUCCAGACAGGCAUUGGAAUUUUGUUGAGAUCAACGUGACUCAGGAGGAGCUGCAGAAGAUGCGUCAGGAGCGGAUCUGUGAUGCGGUCCAUCCUCUGGACACGGUCCUGGACGACAGCAUCGGGUGUGCCGUGUGGUUCGCUGCGAGAGGAGCCGGAGCCGUCGAGGAGGACGGCGGUCCGACAGCCUUCACUUCCUCAGCCAAGGUAAUCCUGACUGGGAUCGGAGCGGAUGAGCAGCUGGCGGGUUACUCCCGUCACAGAGUCCGAUUUAACACGUCUGGACAUGAAGGACUCCUCCGGGAGUUGUCCAUGGAGCUGAGCAGGAUAUCCUCCAGGAAUUUAGGCCGGGAUGACAGAGUGAUCGGUGACCACGGGAAGGAAGCCAGGUUUCCCUACUUGGACGAGGACGUGGUGAGUUACCUGAACUCCCUUCCCGUCUGGGACAAGACGGACCUGUCUCUUCCCCGCGGCGUCGGUGAGAAGCUCCUCCUGAGGUUGGCGGCGAAGCAGCUGGGCCUCGGCCAAUCAGCUGUCCUGCCCAAGAGAGCCAUGCAGUUCGGCUCGCGCGUCGCAAAGAUGGAGGACCGCCGUGAAAAGGCUUCAGAUAGAUGCAGGAGACUCCUCACGGGGCAGACCAUUUAAUGAUGGGAAACACUUUUUACAGUCAGACUGAUCUGUCUGAAUCAUAAAAAAAAUCUUUUUUUAUUAAAAGAUUUCUUCUAAAUCAUGUAA